This is a messenger RNA of Closterium sp. Yama58-4, 2739 nucleotides long. The record is from the annotation of a GenBank genome assembly. NCBI's taxonomy places the organism in Eukaryota, Viridiplantae, Streptophyta, Zygnematophyceae, Desmidiales, Closteriaceae.
AUGGGCGAGCGGAGUUCCCCAGACCCCGAUACUGCGACAUCUGCCAGUGAACCAACCGACACCACGGUCACUCCCGCUACAGUCACAUCCGAUACAGGUGCUCCCACGACCGGAUCGAUCAGUCGCAGCAUUAACUCCGGUGCGGGUGUAGCUGUCCCCGCUACAGUCACAUCAACAGCCAGUGUAGACGAUGCUACUACGAGUUCUGGCGCUAGCAGCGGCGCCGCUGUCUCCGCAACGGAUUCCCCGAAUUCCUCGACGCGCACCACCGCUUCUCCCUCUUCGUCCGCUUCUCCUCCGCCUUCUCCUCCUCCCUCGCGCGACGCGCGUCUGCCUGCCGCCACGGACCCCGCGUCGCCGGCAGAUACCAACGCGGGAAGCAACUUCCCCGACUCGAACCCCCUCCCCCGACCACCACACCUCUCUCCCCACAACCGCCCCAGGCUUCACCCCUCACACCCCCUAGUCUCCGCCCCCCCUUCCGCGCAUGCGCCUGCUGGUUCCCCCCACGGGGGUCCUCCAGGGGCUGUCUCGGAGGAAGCUCCCUCUGUCCCUGGCGGCGAUGGGGGAGAGACGCCAGCGCCCCCGAAAGGUGGAAACGGGGAUGGGGGCCUCUCGCCAGAUGCUCCGUCCAAUGCCACUUCAGGUGCCACGUCAGGUGCCACGUCCAAUGCCACUUCAGAUGCCACGUCAGAUGCCACGUCAGAUACCACGUCAGACGCCUCAUCAAAUGCCUCCCCACAGAACCCUCCACACGCCCCUGCCUCUGAUGCCGCCUUCCCCAGCCCCAGUUCGCCCCUGCAGCCCUCCGCCUCUGAUGGUUCCCCCCCAACACAACAGCUUGGGGGCCCGGCGGGGCACAGGGUGCAUGCGGGGGACACAGGGCAGGCGGGGCACACAGGGCAGGCGGGGGAGAGAGGGGGAGGGCGGGAGGAGGUGCGGUGGUGCUGCGUGGGGCGGGGGGAGUGCGCCUUCUGUGGGGAGGUGGUGCCGGCACUGUCCUCUGACACCCAGCUGUGGUCCUGGUGGGUCAGCUGUGGUCCUGGUGGGUCAGCUGUGGUCCUGGUAGCGGCGCAGCAAGCAGGAGUGCAUGGGCGCCAUAGCGGCCUCGCAAGCGGAGCUGGUCUCGUUAGACGCGGGCUGGCGUUCCGCGCCUUCCUGCACGGCCGCAUGAAGGCCCUCAUGAGCGAGCGCCUCGCGUGGGGUGAGGCCUACCCCGCUGUUGCUGUCGUGCGCCGGGAUGUGUGUGAUGCCAGCGAUGCUGGCAUGGGUAAGGCGGGGAGUGAGGGGCUGAGGGGGAGUGAGGGUGUUGGGUUGGGGGGAGUGGGAGGAGAUAGGGAUGGGAGAGAGGGUGCGGUGGGUGAGGCCCGUGAGGGAGGCAGCUCGGGGUUCAACAGCAGCAGUGGCAGUAGCAGUGGCGGUACUACUGGUAGCUCGUCGCUUGGAAACAAAACUGACACAGAGAUGGUCCAGGGCACACCACACAGCACCACCACCAACCCCACGUCAUCUCCCCUCUCCCCCACCACGGCGCCCCUGCCAUCCAGCAUCCCGGCCGGCCCCUGGCAGCAGCUGCACCGCUUCAAGACGUGCCACCCGCUCUACGCCUCCGCUGCUGGCUGGGACCUCCCCGUGCGCUCCCUGCUCGCCCUUGACCUUGAGUCCCACCUGGGGGCCGCUGGGGGCGUGCAGGGCGCGCAGGGCGCGGGGGGUGGUGGGGGUGGAGGGGGUAGGGGUAGCAGCGGGGGCAGCAGCGGGGGCAGCAGGGGGGGCAGCAGCGGGGGAAUUGGGGGUUUUGGAGGCAAGGGGGAGGUGGGAGGGGUGGGUGGGGGGAGAGGAGGGGGAGGAGUGGGUGGGGGCACGGGUGUGAUGGGCAGGGGAGGGGGCGGAGGAGUGGGGCUAGGCGGCGAGUUUGCAGCACCGCCAUUUGUGGAGGGCGAACCAGCGGAUGUGACUCUAGUGAAGGCCGUCUUCCCUGAGUCCUGCGCCCCUGGGGGGGACGGCACCCUCGGCCCCACCUCCUCUCCUGCUUCCACCGGGGGAGGAGAGGGGAGCGGGGGGGAAGGAGGAGGCGGCGGGGAAGGGGGGAACGCGGGGCGGGGGGAUACGGGGCGGGUGUGCAGUGGGUGUGUGUCAGUGAACGGGCGGGGCACAUGUGACGAGGAUGACACGUAUGCGGGCUUCCACGGUGCCUUCCGGUGUCUCAUGGAGCAGGCGGGCGACGUGGCCUUCCUCAGGCUGGACACCCCGCUGUGGUUCGCCCGCGGCGGGCAGUUUCAGCAGGCGUGGUCGCUGCAAGAUCUGGGGGAGUUCCGCGUGCUGUUUCCACCCCUCGUUGGCGGGUGCUUGGAGGUCACAGAGAACGUGGACGCCAAAUGCACCUUCGGCAGCGUACCAGCCAACGUGGUGAUGACGCGCAACAGCAUAUUGGAGCGCUUCAAGCGCGCCAUAGUGGCUCGCCUGGAGCUGGCAGGCACCGUCAAAGCAUGGCGCGAGGCACUGUAUGAGGGGCGCAACCCCUUCGACUACAUCCUCUCGGGCAGUGCCAAGGGGCUAGUGCGAGUGGAGUCAUUGACGUGGGCCUAUCUGGGCAGCAUGGGCGAGGUGACAGAGGACAUUCUGCGCUACAACCGUGACCACGCCCCGCCUCCACACCCCAGGGCCACUCACAGGCUAUGCGCCUCUGGUUUGUUGAAAGCACUUUUGGCGACGCUGCUAGCUGCACUGCUGUUUCUCUAG